AUAUUUUCCAGGUUGAGAACAUCAGUACUCUCGUGUGGUCAGUAGAGACACUACAGGAUUACAGUGCUAGAAUUAGUCAGUUUCUGGAAUUGAUAAAGGCAGGAGCUGUCUUCAGUUACAAUACAUUCGAAAACGAAGAUAGUAAAAAUGGCUGAGCCAAUAAAUGUUGUGGUCACUGGUGCAGCUGGACAGAUUGCCUAUUCUCUCCUUUAUCAAUUGGCUGCUGGUUCAGUCUUUGGCCCUGAGCAAAAGAUCAACCUACGUUUGUUGGAUAUUCCACCGAUGAUGGAAGUCCUGCAAGGAGUUGUUAUGGAAUUGGAAGACUUGGCACUUCCUCUUCUCGGAGAUGUGCUCCCGACGGCUGACCCGGCUGCUGCCUUCAAGGAUGCCGCCGCAGCCUUCCUGGUCGGCGCGAUGCCCCGCAAACAGGGAAUGGAGAGGAAGGACCUCCUCUCGGCCAAUGUGAAAAUAUUCAAAGUUCAGGGAGAGGCCUUGGACAAAUAUGCCCGGAAGGACGUCAAGGUUCUUGUUGUAGGAAACCCAGCAAACACAAAUGCUCUCAUUUGCUCGCAUUAUGCACCCUCCAUACCCAAAGAGAAUUUUACGGCAAUGACAAGACUCGACCAAAAUCGUGCUCAAGCAGCUCUGGCGGCUCGCAUUGGCGUUCAGGUCGAUAAGGUGCAGAACGUUAUUAUCUGGGGUAAUCAUAGUUCAACCCAGUAUCCUGAUGCAUCACACGCUGUCGUUGAUUUAUCCGGGGGUGUCAAAGCAGUUCCUGCUGUUGUCAAUGACGACGCGUGGCUCAAUGCACAAUUCGUUGAGAUGAUCCAGAAGCGCGGUGCUGCGGUGAUCGCGGCCAGGAAAAUGUCAUCGGCUAUGUCGGCUGCUAAGGCUGCUGGAGACCACAUGAGAGAUUGGUGGAUCGGAACCAAACCUGGUAAAUGGGUCAGCAUGGGCGUUGUGUCCGAUGGCAGCUACGGAAUUCCUAAAGACGUUGUAUUUUCCUUUCCCGUUACCAUAACCGAUCAGAAAUUCAAAAUCGUACAGGGUUUACCUAUCAGCGAUUUCGCUAGAUCCAAGCUAGAUGUUACUGCAAAAGAGUUGGAAGAAGAACGUGCUGAAGCAAAUUCGGUUCUUCAGCAAUGACUGAGUGACAUGAAAGUGUCUUGUGCGGCUGUGAGACGGUCGUCCACAUCAUCAAAAUUAUAACAAAAAAAAAUAUAUAUAUAUACAUACACACAUACACAUAUAAGCAUAAUACUUAUAAGUCAAUCGUGUAUAGUCCGCGAGGGAAAAAUUAGUGUUUAUUACGUGGCAUCUGUUGUCGCUUUGUUACGAAAUUCUAAUAAAUAUGAAAAAAAUGCUUUC
Messenger RNA from Cephus cinctus (wheat stem sawfly), 1368 nucleotides. It is a transcript of the gene Mdh1, whose product is annotated as malate dehydrogenase, cytoplasmic. Bases 148 to 1146 code for a protein of 332 amino acids. Gene Ontology annotation, cellular component: cytosol; mitochondrion. Lineage: Eukaryota; Metazoa; Arthropoda; Insecta; Hymenoptera; Cephidae. Gene Ontology annotation, biological process: tricarboxylic acid cycle; malate metabolic process; oxaloacetate metabolic process. The transcript has 5 exons. The record is from RefSeq and is a predicted model, not a curated record. Gene Ontology annotation, molecular function: L-malate dehydrogenase (NAD+) activity.